Molecule: messenger RNA, 1395 nt
Organism: Adineta ricciae
Lineage: Eukaryota; Metazoa; Rotifera; Eurotatoria; Adinetida; Adinetidae
Source: the annotation of a GenBank genome assembly
AUGGGACAGAUACUAGAUGGUUUAAAAAACUACGCAUAUCGUCGUCGUGAACGGCAAAAUACCGAAGCUCGUUCUCGAGCAAAUCAUCCCGAAACACUUGCCCUCGAUGAAACUCCGAGAUUGGAAAAUCGCUCAGGCGUCUUCGAUUUAUCGUCAGCGCCAUCACUCGACACUAUGAAUGGCGUAUCACCAAGAGAUAGUGAUGUUUCAUCGCUUGUCAACAUGGUCUUAACAUCAGCGACGAGUUAUCGUAGACCAACAGCAGCAGCGAAUCGAUGCAGUGAGUUUUAUCUGGCCUGCCGAACGAACGAUGUUGACAAAGUUCGCCAAUUACUUCAGACAAUGUCACGAGAGAAUAUCAAUCAUUUAGAGCCGAAUGGAAGUACAGCAUUACACUCGGCAUGCUAUCAUGGAUAUGAACAAAUCGUUGAAUUGUUAUUGAAUGCAGGUGCUGAUCGAUCGAUUUUGAAUUGUUUUCAAUGUUUACCAUAUGAUGAAGCAAAAAAUGACACUAUACGGCGUCUUUUCUUUCGUGUACCAAGUGCGAAUCGGUUUGCAUCGGACACGGGAGAAAUCGAAUGGGAUUCGAUCAAUGACGAUGCUCCUGAGGAUGCAGCACAAGAAAAACAAAUCAUUAAAUCGACGUACGAGAAUUUUUCAGGAGCAGGAUCGCUUUGGCGAAUGUUUGAGAAAAUCUAUAGAAAUUACAUUGGAGAUCGGUUAAAUUACAUUCAAGGAAUUGAGACUAUCAAACAUUUCUUUCAAAAAGCGAUGGAAGAACAAGAUCCCAUUUGGAUCAUCAAAGCGUACACCGCCGAAACAGAUUUUUAUAAAAUUUUAAAUAAGGAAAUUGCUGGUGGUGCGACGACGAAUCAAAAUGAACGACGGUAUAUCAUUGCUCUGCUUUGCCAUCAUCCAAUAUUUGAUCACUUUACAUUCAUCGGUCGUUCGUAUCGUGUCAUACAAAUGAAUGAGAUCGCUUCACGAAAAUAUCGAGUCAAUGAAUAUCUAAUGACGAAAUCGUUUCUUUCCUCAUCUGUAGAUCGCAAAAUAGCCGAGCUGUUCGUAUAUCAAAAAGAAGCAGCAAAACAAUUCGGUCGAACGCGUAUCGAUGGUUCAUCCAUUAAGAUUUGGAUCAUGUGUGUUUAUGAGAUAAAAAAUCGCCGUACAGCUCUAAACGUCGAGAAUAUAUCGCAAUAUACGAGCGAAGGAGAAAUCUUAAUCAUGCCGUUCAGUGUUUUCCGAAUAAAACGAGUUGAACCGAUAACGGUUCGACAUGAUUUAUCCUCUCAGACGAUACGAUGGAUUGAAUUGGAAGAAUGUCAGGAGUGUUUCGAUCGUCAAGUGCAACGUGCAACAACUGCAUCGUCAUCGAUUGUAAUCGAUAGACUUUAA